AUGCGGAGUCAUGUCCACGUGUCUCCCUGUCAUGAGGCCAAAUUCUCCUUCAUCAACAUUGUUGUGACAGGUGAUGAUAUCACAGGUAUCUCUCAGUUAAAGUCAUUCCUUGCUUUUGAAUUUGAGAUUAAGGACCUUGGUGAAUUCCGAUACUUUCUUGGCAUUGAAUUUGCACGAUCCAAGAAGGGGAUUUUUCUGUCACAAAGGAAAUAUGUAAUUGAUUUGCUUCGUGAGGUUGGGAAAUUAGGGUGUAAGCCUGUAGAAACUCCAAUUGAUCCCAUCCACAUGUUGAACUCUAUUGAAGAAGAAAUUCUUCUAGAUAGGGGGAUGCUGAUUGGGCAAGGUCCAUCGAUGAUAGAAGAUCUACAUCUGGUUACUGUGCCUCGGUUGGAGGCAAUUGUGGUUUUCUGGAGAAGUAAGAAACAAUCUGUGCUUGCUCGUUCUAGUGCUGAGGCAAAGUAUAGGGUAAUGACUCAUGAAGUGUUUGAACUACUCUGGUUGAAGACCUUAUUGACUAAGAUGGGCAUCCAAGCAAAUGUUCCAAUGGGAAUAUACUGUGACAAUCAAGUGCUUAUUUAA
Messenger RNA from Nelumbo nucifera (sacred lotus), 579 nucleotides. NCBI's taxonomy places the organism in Eukaryota, Viridiplantae, Streptophyta, Magnoliopsida, Proteales, Nelumbonaceae. The record is from RefSeq and is a predicted model, not a curated record.